GCAUUUCACUUAUUUGGUGAAAAAACCAACGCGAGGAUCUCUGACACAUUGGUACAAACUGAGAACACAACGUUCAAAUCUUCCACGAAAGACUUGAUUUGAUCCUUUCUUAAUUCAUCAACACCAAUAUCCACCGAUGCUCGCCGAGCACUACGUUAUCCAUCACCCCCGUCCUUUGAAAUAUGGAGUAUGGUGUUACACGUGCUGGCUUUCUACCGCAGAGAUUUGCGGGAAGGAAGACGAGCGCUCCGCCACCAGAGAAGGAUCUUCAUCGCCUCCUGGAAGAACGUGGCGGACGAUGUGUCGGAGCGGCUCGGGAACAGGAGCCCCUGCCUCCCGAAACGUUCGGGCGCAAGACGGCGUGAUCCUGUUUUUCGAAAAGGUGACCAUGUCGGACACGUGGAGCAACAUCCAGGCCCACAAGAAGCAGCUGGACUCCUUGCGGGAAAGGCUUCAGCGGCGGCGGAAGGAGCCGACAACUCACACAACACAACUGGCCGCUGGUAUUCCAGGCACGCCAGUCUCCAUGUGUGUGGCAUUGAGUCGUAGGCUUUCUCGUAGUCAAUCCAGGCAGUGCGCAGAGGUUGGCGCGAGUGCAGAUGUUACCGCACCCAGGAGCGACAGCCCGGCGACGUCGGCGACGUCGGCCCCGUGUGCCACGCGGGAGGACACGGCGCAACCUCCGGACCCUGAAUUGGAGAAGAGGAUGCUGGCCUAUUUGUCCGAUCUGAGUCUCUCUUUGCCCAAGGACUCCCUCACUAUCACAAAAGAAGUGAACGGCUCCGAGAUGGCCGUCGCUCACGGAUGCAUCCAGAGUCUUUUGCUCAAGUUCUCCGCUCAGGAGCUCAUCGAAGUCCGGCAGUCGGCUUUAUCCUCAUCUUGUACGACAGUGGUCGUAGCGGUGGACCAUACCAAACUAUGGGCAAUGAUUGGAUCGGGUGCCGGCGCCCCUCGGACGGGAGUCAAGAGAAAAGCCGAGGAGCAGUCCCAGCGCACGAGAAGUCCGAGCUUCUCGCCCUCGUUGCAGGGCUCCGCUUCUCCUCCGCGCCCUGCCGCCGUCGCCGCCGCCUCUGUUUUGCCGGCGUCAUCUUGGCAGACGGCGGGGCCGUUGUGUACCUCGGGGAGCGGCGCUGACAAGAAAGGCAGGAGCGGUAAAAGCCAGUCCUCGCACUUGGACAUGGAAAUCGAAAGCCUCCUUAACCAGCAGUCCACAAAAGAGCAGCAGAGCAAGAAGGUGAGCCGAGAAAUCUUGGAGCUGCUCAACGCCAGCACAGCCAAGGAGCAGUCCAUCGUGGAGAAGUUUCGCUCUCGGGGCCGCGCUCAGGUGCAGGAGUUUUGUGACCACGGGACCAAAGAGGAGUGCGUCCGCUCGGCGGACACGCCUCAACCGUGCUCAAAGCUCCACUUCCGCCGCAUCAUCAACAAUCACACGGACGAGAACCUGGGCGACUGCUCCUUCCUCAACACGUGUUUCCACAUGGACACCUGCAAGUACGUCCACUACGAGAUCGACAGUCCUCCGGAAGCCGAGGGGAGCCUGGCGGGGACCCAGUCGGAGGCUGCCGAGCUGGGCCUGCACGACGGCGACGCCGACAGCAAUGUGGGCAAACUCUUCCCCUCUCAGUGGAUCUGUUGCGACAUCCGCUACUUGGACGUGUCCAUCCUGGGAAAGUUUGCCGUGGUGAUGGCCGACCCGCCCUGGGACAUCCACAUGGAGCUGCCCUACGGCACGCUGACGGACGACGAGAUGAGGAAGCUCAACAUUCCCGUCCUGCAGGACGACGGCUUCCUCUUCCUCUGGGUCACCGGCAGGGCAAUGGAGUUGGGGAGGGAGUGCCUCAGUCUGUGGGGCUAUGAGCGAAUUGAUGAAAUCAUCUGGGUGAAGACCAACCAGCUUCAGAGAAUCAUCCGCACAGGAAGAACAGGACAUUGGCUGAACCACGGGAAGGAGCACUGUCUGGUGGGCGUGAAAGGAAACCCGCAGGGAUUCAACAGAGGUUUGGAUUGCGACGUCAUCGUUGCCGAGGUGCGUUCCACCAGUCACAAACCGGACGAGAUCUACGGAAUGAUCGAGAGGCUCUCGCCGGGCACCAGGAAGAUCGAGCUGUUCGGUCGACCGCACAACGUCCAGCCUAAUUGGGUCACACUCGGUAAUCAGCUGGAUGGGAUUCAUCUCCUGGAUCCAGAGGUUGUGGCCCGCUUCAAGGAACGCUACCCGGAUGGCGUCAUCUCCAAGCCCAAGAACAUGCAGACGCCACAUAAUUGACGAGAUUUGCCCAGCUGUAAGUUGCUAUCCCAAGCCAAUGUGGCACCUGAGGCCAGAUUUUAUACAGCGCCUCCCUCCAUCAACAAUUUACGUACAGUGCUGUGAAAAAGUGUUUGCCCCCUUCCUCAUUUCGUAUUUUGUUUGCAUGCUUCUCACACAAUGUCACACAAUG
This is a messenger RNA of Phyllopteryx taeniolatus (common seadragon), 2438 nucleotides long. RefSeq names its product methyltransferase like 3 (gene mettl3). The transcript has 15 exons. Lineage: Eukaryota; Metazoa; Chordata; Actinopteri; Syngnathiformes; Syngnathidae. The coding region runs from base 137 to 2266 and encodes 709 amino acids. Gene Ontology annotation, molecular function: mRNA (2'-O-methyladenosine-N6-)-methyltransferase activity; mRNA m(6)A methyltransferase activity. Gene Ontology annotation, cellular component: RNA N6-methyladenosine methyltransferase complex; nucleus. The record is from RefSeq and is a predicted model, not a curated record.